Messenger RNA from Acanthoscelides obtectus, 4304 nucleotides. Lineage: Eukaryota; Metazoa; Arthropoda; Insecta; Coleoptera; Chrysomelidae. The record is from the annotation of a GenBank genome assembly.
GUUACGUCACUGCGCCGGCGGUACUCACUUCCACAACGCAGGUGUCCGCCGGACAAAAGUCGCGGCCGUGGUGGUACCUUGAUCGUACUGCCGACGUCGGUUCCCCUCGCAAGCACCAGCACACCUCAGUCGAACAUGGCCUACUCGCGUUAUUCGCGGCUUUCGCGGAACUGCCAUUGAGAGAACCACCCGUCAUCCGCCCAUUCUGCUGCUUUCGGUACCACUAUUUCGGCGGCGGUUCUGAUCUAAACGCCUUUUCGGGUCGUACUUCGUAUGUCUCUCGACGGUUCCAAGCUUUUCUGCAAGUUGUAGUGCGUCAUAUCGGUGUUCAAGGUGGUACUUUUAGUGUCGAUGACAUAGUUGUAGGUACUGGUGUGUGCGGAGGAUGAAACAUCUGUUCUAACGAUUGCACCAGUGGAAUUUGGAUUUGGUACUGCCUGUCGCUAGCUUAGUCGGAGUGAAAAAUGAUCCAAAAUAGCUACAAGUCCAUGUACCGGCCAAAUUUCUACGAAAGCACGUGUCUACGAUGUAACGAAACAGUGUAUCAGGUUGAUCGAGUAGGACCUUUGAAGGAUUUCACAUUCUUUCACAGCGGCUGUUUUAAGUGUGCCUUAUGCGGAACCAAACUAACUUUGAAAACGUACUACAAUAAUCAACACAGACAGGAAGAUAAAGAAGUAUAUUGUAGCAGUCAUGUACCUAAAAUAGGCCCGGGUCAUUUGGAUGGAUCCUCCGUAGGCAUAAGGUCGGCAUUGAAUGUUCCCAAAAGUACAAAUUUUGUAAACGAACAAAUCCGAGGACCUGGAAGAGGCAUUGACGAUGUCGGCUACGUUCGUCAAUCUAACGGCUGCUCCACCUCCCCGUUAGGCUACGCCCACUCUCCUCCAAUGGGAGCGAGCGACCGGCAUUCCAGCUCCGCCUCCCCUGCUGGCCACGCCCCUCACGACACCUCCUACCAAUACGGGCGGUUCGACGCCAGCGCGCUGCAUAUCGCGCAUGCGCUCAAGCAGACCGAGUUGCAGAAGGCGUAUAAGGUUAGCAGGGAGAAGCCGAUCGACUGCUAUUUGGAUAGAGACGAGCAAAGAAAACUGGAAAUGAGGCAUCGGAAGGAAGAAGACGACUUGUACAGAAAAUUUCAGAAACAGAGAGAGGAGGAAGAAAGGAGAAUAAGGGAAGAAAUUAAGGAUGAGUGGGAGAAAGAAUUAGAAAUCCUAACCGACAGAUUCCAAAGAGAAAUGAUGAUGAAAAAGAAAAGAGAUGACCAGAACAUAUUGACUCUAAGGCACCAACAGGACAAGGAGACCUUAGAAAAAAAUAUGACGCUGAGAAGGGAUAAGAAGAAAGAGUCGUUGACGAGAAAAAUGCUUGAACACGAAAGGGCAGCGACGGCAGCCUUGGUAGAAAAGCAAAGCCACGAAAUGUUGGAGCUGAUCAACGAAAAAAGGAGUGAAUACAUGCAGGCCGAAUCGUUGUACUUAGACGAUCAAAUAGAAGGCGGGUACAUCCCGGAGGAGGUCCAGCCUUAUCCCAGUCACGCACCACCGCCUGCCCCGCCGGCUUUGAGUAAAUUUCAAGUAUAUAGUGAUCCAUCAGAGUUUGCACAUAUAGACCAAAUCGCGAUUUCAGUUGCUCAAGAAGACCAAAAAUCCUUCACGGACUUAGUUAGGCAGUUAGUUGGACGAUGUGGAUCAGAUAUAGAAAAAGCCAGGACGAUAUUUCGUUGGAUUACAGUAAAAAAUUUAAAUACGAUGUCGUUUGACGAAAAUCUUAGAGGUGAUACGCCCAUGGGAUUACUCAGGGGGAUCAAAAAUGGUACUGAAAGUUAUCAUGUGCUGUUCAAAAGACUAUGCAGUUACGCUGGUUUGCAUUGCGUGGUGAUAAAAGGCUAUUCGAAAUCUGCCGGUUACCAGCCAGGAGUGAGAUUCGAAGAUAACAGGUUCAGAAACUCCUGGAAUGCAGUUUACGUCGCCGGUGCUUGGAGAUUUGUCCAGUGCAACUGGGGCGCAAGGCAUUUGGUCAAUGCUAAGGAUGCACCAAGGGCGGGAAAUAAGGCCAAGUCAGAUAGUCUUAGGUAUGAAUAUGAUGAUCACUACUUCUUGACAGACCCCAAGGAGUUCAUAUACGAGUUUUUCCCUCUACAGCCAGACUGGCAACUGUUGAAGAGUCCUAUUACCCUGCAAGAAUUUGAAGAGUUGCCUUUCGUGAGGUCGCUCUUCUUCAGAUACGGUUUAUAUUUCUCCGACCUCAACACCAAAGCUGUUAUGUACACGGACUCAACAGGUGCUGCUACAGUGAGAAUAGCGAUGCCUGUUCAUAUGCAGCAAAGCCUCAUUUUUCACUAUAACCUCAAAUUUUACGAUAGUGAUAGUGACAGCUUCGAGGGAGUAUCUUUGAAACGGUUUGUGAUGCAGUCUGUGGUAGGCAACACAGUGGCGUUCCGCGUCCACGCCCCCUGCAGCGGUGCUUUCUUGUUAGAUAUUUUCGCUAACGCUGUGACUCCCCGCGAGUACCUUACUGGGGAACCGAUGAAGUUCAAGAGCGUCUGCAAGUUCAAGAUCUGCUGCGAGGACUUGCAAACGGUCAUGGUGCCGUUGCCAGAUUGCGCUAGCGGGGAAUGGGGGCCCACGAAGGCUACAAGAUUGUUCGGACUUGUGCCCAUUACGUACCAGGACGCGUUAGUGUUUGCUGGCAGAGAGGUAGAAAUCCAGUUCCGUAUGUCUCGCCAACUGACUGAUUUCAUGGCGACCCUGCACAAAAACGGAGUCGAGGAAAAACGCCUGUCGAAAUUCGUCUCUCACACUAUCCUGAACGACACGGUCACGUUCAGCAUAGCCUUUCCAGAAGAAGGCCAAUACGGCCUUGACAUUUAUACGAGAGAAAUGGUGUCGGCAGUCGAUUCUACUGGAGAGAAACAUCUUUUGACGCAUUGUUGCAAGUACCUCAUUAAUUCUUCUAAGAAGAAUUGAGGAACGACUUGAAGCCCAUAGAGGAGGACGCUAUGCAUUCCAGACGUUCGAGGAAGGAGAAAUGAUUCAUUGUAAUUGAAUCUGGAUUGAGGUUGAUCAAAGAACUGUACGCGUAUCAAGGUCGAACGCUACAAAUACAGACUGUCUCGUUUUAAGGCCUACUCGCUAGACAAAAUGUUCGUUUCAAGAUUAUAGUAUCCUAAAAUCGCUAAGGGCUGUUACUGUAAUUUUUCGCCACAAAAAAUGUCUGCAUUUGUAAAAACGAGUGACUCAUUUAGGUGGUGUCCAUCUAGAUCGUGUGAUUCCCCAUCUCUAGAUUUUUCCUUAGGGGCUACCUUCAAGAGAGUAUGAUUGAGGAAUCGGAAAUAAGGAUUUGCUGAAAUUAUUGGUCAAAAUGUAUGGACGUAUCAUCGAAAAUUACCGGCAAUAUAAUCUCUAAAGCAGUUGAUCACAUCAGAGCCAAAGCACAGAGUUCAAGUGUCAUGAGGUUUAGGCAACCAACAAGUGAACAAGAAGUGAAUGACUGCUGGUUCCAAGGCCAGAAAAACCUACAUUUUUUGUUUAAUAAUAAAGAUAAGCCGACGUAGUUUCAUGAUUCCGAAAAAAGCACUUCUAAAUGAAUCACCCAUCACCCAAGUUUGUCCAUCGUGUCGAUUUAGAUGGUCUAGUAGAAUAGUCAAUCUAAAAAUAUAUACUUAUAUACUACUGAAACCUACAUUCAUGAAUCUACAUUGAAAUUAUUUUUGCAUCUAAUGUUAGUUACCAAUAACUCCAUAAUCACGAUUAAACCAGAAGAUAAAGCAAGAGAUUCAUGUAAGAGAGACAGCUUUAAUAUAUAUAUAUAACAAAAAAAAGGAAAAUAAUGGGCAAAAUCGGCGAAAAGGAGGAAAGUGGAUUCGAGCAGAAAAUAGGAUAGGUAACCCGAGCGAUACGUAUUUCUGCUGGUUGGCUUCAUCAGGCCCGAAAUGAAUGCACAUAUGCAACUACAAAAGUAGAUACACAUGCUCAUACAUCCGGAUACGGGUGUAACCUGAGAAAAUAAAGAUAGAUGGGAAAAAAUCACACACUUCUGCUCGAAUCCACUUUCCUCCUUUUCGCGAAUUUUGCCCAUUAUUUUCCUAUUUUUUUGUUAUAUACAUUUCUCCGCAUGAUUAUUUUCUCUUUAUAUAUAUAUAUAUAUAGGUGAAAAAUUAAAGCUUCCGCCUUUUGUUGGGUACUUCGACAAAAUUUAAGCAAAGAGGACUCUUUAUACUUUUUUUAAUUCUCUCUAGCUUUCAAUGGACUUUGCCAUCAUCAUCAGGAGCUGCAGUUACAAUGAUAACAGUAGCAACAAAAGUG